Eimeria mitis is the source of this 630-nucleotide messenger RNA. RefSeq names its product ubiquitin-conjugating enzyme e2, putative. Gene Ontology annotation, cellular component: nucleus. The coding region runs from base 1 to 630 and encodes 209 amino acids. The record is from RefSeq and is a predicted model, not a curated record. Gene Ontology annotation, molecular function: SUMO conjugating enzyme activity. Gene Ontology annotation, biological process: protein sumoylation. The transcript has 4 exons. Lineage: Eukaryota; Apicomplexa; Conoidasida; Eucoccidiorida; Eimeriidae.
AUGAGUAACCCUUCACCCCAGGGAGCUGAUGCAGCGGCAUCACCAGCAGGAGCGGCUUCUAGCAGUGGAGGCACUAACGUGACCGAGCAGGAGGCGACAACUUCAUCAGCACAGAGGAAACCUACACAGGGAUCGCAGAAUGGCAGCGGCUCGAUUGCGCGUAAGAGGUUGGCGCAAGAAAGGGCAGCUUGGCGGAGAGAUCACCCAGCGGGCUUCUCUGCUAAGUACGCCCCGAUGGCCGAUGGAUCUGUUGGGCAGGAUAUCAUGAAGUGGAUCUGCAAAGUCCCAGGAAAGAAGGGCAGUCUGUGGGAAGGAGGUGAAUAUUGUCUUACAAUGGAGUUUCCAGAAGAAUAUCCUAGCAAGCCACCGAAGUGCAAGUUCAACCCGGUCCUGUUUCACCCAAAUGUUUACCCCUCAGGGACAGUUUGCCUCUCGAUUCUGAACGAAGAUGAAGACUGGAAGCCGUCAAUCACGAUCAAACAGAUCCUUCUUGGCAUCCAGGAUCUGCUGGACAAUCCAAAUCCUCAAUCUCCUGCGCAAGCUGAACCUUACAUGCUCUACUGCCAAAAUCGGGAUGAAUAUAACAGGAGGGUAAAAAACCAGGCAAUACAAAUGAGGCCCAAGGACUAA